This is a messenger RNA of Closterium sp. Naga37s-1, 646 nucleotides long. The record is from the annotation of a GenBank genome assembly. Lineage: Eukaryota; Viridiplantae; Streptophyta; Zygnematophyceae; Desmidiales; Closteriaceae.
AUGCAGCUCUCGCUUCUAACCAACUCACCAGGUCACUGCCUCACUCUAACCCCUUUACUCUCCCCAUAUCCCCCCUCUCCCCCUCUCCCCCUCUCCACCUCUCCACCUCUCCAUCUCUCCCCCUCUCCCCCUCUUCACCUCUCCAUCUCUCCCCCUCUCCUUCCAUCCCACCACAGUGUGCUCGACUUCAACCAACUCACCGAAUCACUGCCGCAAGGCCUCUCCACACUCACCAGUGUUCUCAACUUCAACCAGCUCACUGGGUCACUGCCGCAAGGGCUCUCCACGCUGUCUCGUCUCUCCAGGCUUGCACUGGGCAAUAACCGUUUCGCCAGCUCUCUCCCGGACUGGAUCGGCGGCCUGUCCCUCCUGGAAACGCUCGACGUCAGCAGGAAUAACUUAUCCGGCCCCAUCCCUUCCUCCAUUGGCAAUCUCCGCAACCUCACCUUCCUGAGCCUGGAAUACAACGCCUUCACCGGUCCUCUUCCCGCCACCCUUGGCUCCCUCACCACCCUCGCGUACCUUAACCUCGACAACACAUCGCUCACCUGCCCCACCACCCCAGCCUCCUGUGAGGUGCCUCAGGACCCUCUAUCCGUCUUCUGUGUCGACUGCCCCACCUUCUGCUCCCAGUGCUCUGCUGCUG